Molecule: messenger RNA, 1142 nt
Organism: Acytostelium subglobosum LB1
Lineage: Eukaryota; Evosea; Eumycetozoa; Acytosteliales; Acytosteliaceae
Source: RefSeq, a predicted model, not a curated record
AUGAAGCAUAAUAAGAAAUUAAGAAGAGUUCGUAAGAGUCAUCGUGGUAAUUUUAGAUUAAGAAUUCAAAAGUCUUUUGAAGAUUAUAGGAAAAACCAAGUUUCAUAUAAAAUAUUAUUUCGUUUAUAUCGUAGUUUUAAACGAAAUAAUAUAAAGAUGAAAUUUCCUUUAAAAAAUGUAAUUAAGAAACAUAAAGUACGAAAGAAUAAAUUUAAAGCACGCCGUACUAAAUCUUAUUCUUUUUAUUUUUCGAAAUUAGUAGGCUUAAACAGUUUUUUUAAGAAUCGCCUGAUUUUUAAAAAGAACAUAUUUAAUUUUAAUAAACGUAAUGUUAAAGUAUUCUUAAAAAGACUUUUUCUUAAUAGAAAAAUUUUUAAGUUGAAGAAGCGUGCUAUUAGGAACUUUAAACUUAAGAACUUAAAAAAGAAAUUAAAAUGGAAGUUAUUUUUACGUAAAUCUUUUAUCAAAGUCUUUGGGUUUUAUUUAAAGAAAUCAUUACAAAAAGGUAAAGGUAUUACAGUGGCAUUAAAGGAAGAAACUUUAAAGUCAUAUUUGAAUUAUCUUAUUUUAAAACGUAAAUCGAAAGGAAGUAGUAAUAUUGAUUUAGAGCUUUUUAAGUUUUUAAGCUUAAUACAAUUAAGAGCUGCUCUUAAUUGUAUUAAAGAUUUUAAAAACCUAAAUUAUAUUCUUCCCUUAGUUUCUUUUAAGCUAAUUCUUGAACGCUUUUUAAAAAUCAAUACCUUAAUGUCUUUAAAUGAGGAUUUUAGUACUUUUAACCAUUUAAGUUUUAAAAUGAUUAAUCAUUUGUUAAAAUUUAAAUGGUUAAAAAAUAAGUUAUAUAAGCGAUUAAAAUAUAAUUUAUUACAAAAAGUAAAAGAACAUAGAGUGGUGGAACGAAAAAAUAAUUUGUGUAUUAUUUUACCAAAAACUAAUUAUGAUUACAUUGAAAUGAAUCAUUACUUUAAAAUUUAUCGUAAAUUACGAAAUAAAUUACGUAAAAGGGGGCGUAAACGACGAUCCAUGUAUUUACUUUUUAAUAAAUUGACAGAUAUAUUUAAUUAUAAGGUUCGUAAAUUACGUGCGUCACGCUAUUAUAUAAGUAUUCAAAAAACAAGAUUACCGCAGGUAGGCUUAUUUAUGAU